Messenger RNA from Cloeon dipterum, 1825 nucleotides. It is a transcript of the gene Edc3, whose product is annotated as Enhancer of mRNA-decapping protein 3. Lineage: Eukaryota; Metazoa; Arthropoda; Insecta; Ephemeroptera; Baetidae. The transcript has 7 exons. Bases 269 to 1681 code for a protein of 470 amino acids. Gene Ontology annotation, biological process: P-body assembly; deadenylation-independent decapping of nuclear-transcribed mRNA. The record is from RefSeq and is a predicted model, not a curated record. Gene Ontology annotation, molecular function: mRNA binding. Gene Ontology annotation, cellular component: P-body.
CAACGCACAAGCUUCAGGCUCGAGCCUAACGAGAACUUCUGGUUUUUAGCAGAUUACUUUUACUUUCAUUGAACUACUGAAUAGACCUACAUUUCUUGUCCUCAAUAACUUAACUCGCCGUUUCUCAUUCAGUGGCGAUUGCAGAGGAAACCGCUGGUUUCUCCCUGUCAGAAGACCGGGAGCUAAAAAUAUUAAAUUUAAAGCCCAGCACAAGCUAAGCCAUCGCGGGGUUUGUUGAAGUCGAAGAAGCCGGCAAAAAGAUUCAGGCAUGGCAGAAAAUUGGAUUGGGUACACGGUCGCUAUCAACUGUGGCUCCAUCCUAGGGACAUUCAAAGGUGUGAUUGCCAAAGUUGAGGCAAGCGAUCAAAGUAUCACACUGAGGAAUGCAGCCAGGAAUGGGGUGCCGUGCACUUCCCGAGAGAUUACGAUCAGAGCCACUGAUAUCAAAGAUCUGGAAAUCUUGCAAAGAGCUUCCUCUCAUAGUCAGGCUGAUGAGAGAGCUCACUCCCACGGGUCAUCGAAUGGUCCUAUAAGGUCAGCGUUCCACGCAGCAGCUCCUCACUCAUUGUCAGUAAACGGACGUGAAAACGUUCAAACUGUUCAAACAUUAUCUCCAAUGAGACAUGAAAAUAUGCACAGCAUAAAACCAGGACCAAGUGGCCGAUGUCUUUUCCCUGAUGGAGUUCGUUCACCAAGUAAAAAGGACCGACAUUUCAAACAGCGAGAUGUUGCAGCUUUUGGGUCGCCCAUUGACAACACUGUCUUGGAAGAAGAUUUUGAUUUCGAGAAGAAUUUGGCGCUGUUCAAUAAACAGGCAGAGUAUGAGAUGAUCAACCAACAAAGCAGCAGACCUGACCUAGUGAAGCAAGCGGAAACGCCCCAAAAAUAUCGCCACGACGAAAAUGUCCUGGAAGUAACUCCUGCUAAAUAUAGGCAGAUCAAAGUACCUGGCAACACCUCUCUCGAAUAUGUCACUGAUUCCGGAUUGGUUGUACCAUCCAUCUCGAUAUCCUUACGAAACCAGCUCCUAGGGCUUUCCGAGAGACUUGGUGUUUCGGUCGAGAGACAGGCAGAGUUGAUAGGAAGGGCUGCAACUGAAAUGGCCCUGCAACUCUUGGGUGGAGGACACAGAUUGAAUCCGCGCAACGCCCACCAACUCCCAAGCGUGGUUGUGUUCUGCGGAAGUCAGAGGAGCGCCGUUUUGGGCGCCAACUUUGCUCGGCAACUCUCGGGGCAUGACAUUCAUGUCCAGAUUGUCAUCCCGGAGUCAGGAAUCUCCUCGGAACUGUUCAGAGAGCUGGCGCUGUUCAAACUAACGAAAAAUCCGGUGCUAACAAGCAUGCAAGGAAUUUCAAACGCUGAUCUGAUAGUCAUGGCGAUUGAUGACCCACUGAUGGAUGAUUUCCCCAACAAGCCCCAGCCAGACUGGUUACCAGCAGCCAUGGAUUGGAUAAAAAAUAGCAGAGCUCCCAUCAUGGGUCUCGAUCCUCCCCCUCAAGGUACCGGAGUUGAACUUAAAUUGUCAUUGGUCGGUUCGCUGCCUCUCGCUCACAGCCCAUCGAAUGGCAAAAUUUACCUUGUCAACUUAUCCCUCCCUGUGUCCCUCUACCAGGAACUUGGCAUCACUUAUAAAUCUCCCUUUGGACCCAAAUUUGUCAUCCCUGUCCAUCCAAAAGCUUAGCCAGGGCUGAGUUUUCCCAAUGCUUGUAAACUGACAAUUUGCUAUUUAUGGCAUGGAUGAAAUAAUUGUUCUAAUGGUGAAGUGUAAACUUAAUUUAUUUUCAUUGAAUAUACAGAUAAGUAAAUAAAAUCAUUUUAAAACGCA